Thalassophryne amazonica is the source of this 3898-nucleotide messenger RNA. It is a transcript of the gene eif5b, whose product is annotated as eukaryotic translation initiation factor 5B. The record is from RefSeq and is a predicted model, not a curated record. Gene Ontology annotation, molecular function: GTPase activity; translation initiation factor activity; GTP binding. NCBI's taxonomy places the organism in Eukaryota, Metazoa, Chordata, Actinopteri, Batrachoidiformes, Batrachoididae.
GGGGCACAGGAAGUGGCUCUGCAGAGUGAGUCCUCCUGUUUGUCAGGUUCACGAUCUUUGAUGUGAGCUGCAGUUUGUGUCUCCAGUCUGAGAACGAACCGAGCCGGACAGUAGCGGCACGAUGGGCAAGAAACAGAAGAAGUCCGGGGAGGACAGUGCCAAAGAUGACGGCGUUGAUAUCGACGCUCUGGCAGCAGAGAUUGAAGGUGCUGGAGCCUCCAAGGAACCCAAAGGGAAGAAGAAGAAAAAAGGAGCAAAGAAGGAUGAGUUUGAUGAGGAUGACAUCCUGAAGGAGCUGGAGGAGUUGUCUCUGGAGACCCAGGGAGGGAAGUCUAAGAAAUCAGAUCCUGCAGAGGAUGUGGAACUUGUUGAGCCUCCCAAACCAGAGAAGAAGAAAACCAGGAAAGGGAAGAAGGGUGGAGCCGGCCUUGAGGAUGAGGGUGAUGAGGGUCAGGGUCGAGUCGAAGGUGACAAGAAUGGAGAGCUGACAGACGAGAAGGUGACUCCUGCUGCUCCUCCCUCUGACUCGGAGGAGGACAAAGGCUCACGUCAUCGCUCCAAAACCAAAGGAGGCAAAAAACCUCCUGCUUCAGAUGAAGACAAGGAAGAAGGAAAGAGGAAAGGAGGAGAAGGCAGCAACCAAGGAGGAGAGGUGAAGGAGAAUGACUCGGAGGAGGAUGAGGAGUUCCUCUCCAAGAGAGACAAGAAAAAGAAGAAAAGCAAGGCAGCAAAGGCAGAGAGCGAAGAGGAAGAGGAAGAGGAGGGCGAAUUCAAGAUCAAGACGGCGGCGCAGAAGAAGGCAGAGAAGAAGGAGAGAGAGAAGAAGAAGAAGGAGGAGGAGCGGCUGAAGCAGAAGAAACAAAAGGAGGCCGGACCUGAAACCAAGAAAGACAACGAGCCCGAAAAGAUGAUGGAGGCCACGCCUCCUCAGCCAGCUGCAGAGGAACCGGAAGGGGCGGAGCCAGUAGCUGAGGAGGAGACGGAGGGUGACAAAAAGAAGAAGGACAAGAAGAAGAAGAAGGGAGAGAAGGAGGAGAAGAAGAAGGGACCCAGUAAGGCUGCAGUGAAGGCCAUGCAGGAGGCGCUGGCAAAGCUCAAGGAGGAGGAGGAGCGAGUUAAAAGAGAGGAGGAGGAGCGCCAGAGGAGGCUGGAGGAGCUGGAGAGGCAGAGGCAGGAGCAGGAGCGUCUGGAGCAGGAACGAAAGGAGAAGAAGAAGCAGAAGGAGAAGGAGAGGAAGGAGCGUUUGAAGAAGGAGGGGAAGCUGCUGACCAAAGCCCAGAGGGAGGCUCGAGCUCGCGCCGAGGCCACGCUGAAGAUGCUGCAGGCUCAAGGUGUUGAAGUGCCAUCCAAAGAUUCUGUGCCACAGAAGAAACCGGUUUAUGGAGACAAGAGACGGAAGAAACCCAACGCACAAACACCUGAAGAAACCUCUGAGGUGACGUCACCCAUGUCAGAGACGCCAGAGCCUGUUGCCAUAGAGACAGAGGCACCAGCGGCGGACACAGGUGUGGAGGAGAAGCCCGAGGCUGACGUCGAUGACUGGGAAGCUAUCGCCAGCGACGAGGAGAAAGAGUUGAAGAAGGUUCACAUCGAGGUGAAGGAGACUCCUGCUGCACCUCAGCACACAGGCAGUGAGGAGGAGGAGGAGGAAGAGGAGGAGGAGGAAAGUGAAGAAGAGGAGACGGAGAAAGAGCAGAAGGAGACAGUGGCAGGAGUGCAGGAGAAGAGGAGGGCAGCGAGGGAGAGCGAGGAGGAGAGCAGCGGGAGCGAGGACGAAGACGGGCGGACGAAAGAAGAGCAGCGCUACGACCGGGCCAAGAGGCGGAUCGAGAAACGAAGAGCGGAAUACCUGAAGAACAUCGACUAUGACAGACUGAGAGCGCCCGUCGUCUGCGUGCUUGGACACGUCGACACCGGGAAGACCAAGAUCCUGGACAAGCUGCGACACACUCAUGUUCAGGACGGCGAGGCGGGAGGAAUCACGCAGCAGAUCGGCGCCACAAACGUUCCCAAGGAGACGAUCGAGGAGCAAACCAAGAUGGUGAAAAACUUUGACAGAGAAAACAUCAAGAUACCCGGCAUGCUGAUCAUCGACACGCCAGGACACGAGUCCUUCAGCAACCUGAGGAACAGAGGCAGCUCACUGUGCGACAUCGCCAUCCUGGUGGUGGACAUCAUGCACGGCCUGGAGCCUCAGACUCUGGAGUCCAUCAACCUGCUGAAGGAGAAGAAGUGUCCCUUCAUCGUAGCCUUGAACAAGGUCGAUCGUCUGUACGACUGGAAGAGGAGUCCUGACACGGACGUCGUGGCCACGCUGAAAAAGCAGAAGAAAAACACGAAGGACGAGUUUGAUGAGCGAACCAAAGCCGUCAUCGUGGAGUUCGCUCAGGAGGGUCUUAAUGCUGCUUUGUUCUACGAGAAUAAAGACCUGCGGACGUUUGUGUCCUUGGUUCCCACCUCGGCCCACAGUGGCGACGGGAUGGGGAACCUCAUCGCCCUAUUGGUUGAGCUCACCCAGACAAUGCUAGCACGCCGGCUAGCACACUGCGAGGAGCUCCGAGCUCAGGUCAUGGAGGUCAAAGCGCUGCCCGGAAUGGGAACCACAAUAGACGUCAUUCUGAUUAAUGGAUGUCUGCGAGAGGGAGAAACCAUCAUCGUCCCAGGAGUGGAGGGACCAAUCGUAACGCAGAUCAGAGGGUUACUGCUGCCCCCUCCUCUGAAGGAGCUCAGGGUGAAGAGCCAAUAUGAGAAGCACAAGGAGGUUUCCACAUCUCAGGGAGUUAAGAUUCUGGGGAAAGACCUGGAAAAGACUCUGGCAGCUCCCCUGCUGGUGGCGCACAAGGACGACGAGGUCCCCGUCCUGAGGGACGAACUGGUGCGGGAGCUGAAACAGACUCUGAGCUCCAUCAAACUGGAGGAGAAAGGUGUGUACGUCCAGGCCUCCACGCUGGGAUCCCUGGAGGCUCUGCUGGAGUUCCUCAGGACCUCCAAAGUCCCUUACGCUGGAAUCAACAUCGGCCCAGUUCAUAAAAAGGAUGUGAUGAAGGCGUCAACGAUGUUGGAACACGACCCGCAGUUUGCAGUGAUCCUUGCGUUUGACGUGAAGGUGGAGCGAGAAAGUCAGGAGAUGGCCGAUAGUCUCGGUGUGAGGAUCUUUGCUGCUGAAAUCAUCUACCAUCUGUUUGACGCCUUCACCAAAUACAGAGAGGACUACAAGAAGGCCAAACAAGACGAGUUCAAGCACGUGGCAGUGUUCCCGGUAAAGCUCCGAGUCCUGCCUCAGUUCAUCUUUAACUCCAGAGAUCCGAUCGUGAUGGGGGUGUGUGUGGAGGCUGGUGUGCUGCGGCAGGGAACGCCGCUGUGCGUCCCCGGCAAAGGGUUUGUGGACAUCGGCGUGGUGACCAGCAUCGAGGUGAACCAUAAGUCGGUGGACAGUGCCAAGAAAGGACAGGAAAUCUGCAUCAAGGUUGAACCCAUUCCAGGAGAAGCACCCAAGAUGUACGGUCGCCAUUUUGAAGCCACUGACGUCAUUGUCAGCAAGAUCACUCGCGCCUCCAUCGACGCCCUGAAGAACUGGUUCAGAGAUGAGAUGCAGAAGUCUGACUGGCAGCUGAUCCUGGAGCUGAAAAACACCUUUGAGAUCAUCUGAGCAUCACACACACUCAUGUCCAGGUGAAACGCUGCCCCCUUCAGGUCACCAGAUGCCAGUGGAGGGGCAGAAAAUCAAGAAAAGAGCAACAUGAAAAAGUUUUUCUGUGAGAAACGAAGACUUUUCCACUGUUGUAAACAGUGAUAGUUUAGACACUCAGUAUUCCAACGUGCCUGUUCUUCUUCUGCUCUGCUCUCAUUUGUGGCUGCUGCUUCACGUCCAGGCUCCGCCCCCUUCCCACCGCACUGC